Molecule: messenger RNA, 4847 nt
Organism: Strongylocentrotus purpuratus (purple sea urchin)
Lineage: Eukaryota; Metazoa; Echinodermata; Echinoidea; Camarodonta; Strongylocentrotidae
Gene: acbd5
Product: acyl-CoA-binding domain-containing protein 5
Exons: 11
Coding region: 13-1692 (559 amino acids)
Biological process (GO): fatty acid metabolic process
Molecular function (GO): fatty-acyl-CoA binding
Source: RefSeq, a predicted model, not a curated record
CUUUGGUGCAUAAUGCUGGCGAUCUGUUUGCAUGACACCCGAGCAACAAUGGCGUCCGUCGGAGAAAAAUUUGAUGCUGCAGUGACUGUCAUCAAAAAACUUCCGAAAAAUGGCCCAUUUCAACCAUCGUUUGAGCUGAUGAAACGUUUCUAUGGCCUGUAUAAACAGGCUACAGAGGGCCCAUGCCAUGAGACAAAACCUGCAUUCUGGAAUGUUGUACAGACACAGAAAUGGCAAGCAUGGUCUGUGUUAGGUAGCAUGGAGAGUGAGGAGGCAAAGAGGUUGUAUGUUGAAGAACUUUUACAGACUAUCCUGGAUAAUUCCAAAGCUCGGGAUAUUCCUCACAUGUACAAAAUUAUAGAGACCAUGCCACAGACGGAUGAGGUGGUGACCUUUCUCAAGGUCAUGGGUCCCUUCUUUGAACUUGUCCACGAGGGAGAACCGGAGCAUGUCCCAGCAUCAUCUCGUCCGCAGGUCACAAAGGUCAAUGGACAUGUCAAUGGAGGGGUCAAGAUGAAAGAGACAAAAGUGGAUGAAAGAGGUGACCAAGCCAGAACCCUUCAAAAUGGAGAUCUGAGCGAUGUCUCUGAUUACACCAAUGGUUACUUGGAGGAUGACCAUGACCUGAUUGAGAGGUCAAAGGGCAAGACGGAGCAACUGGAGAGCUCUAGUACCGAAGCGGAGGUCAAUGGCCAUAGCGAGGAGGGGGAGGUCACAAAAGAAGAAACGAGAGAAAGCAGCUAUGUGAGGGUUGUAUCUACGCACCAAGGAGAGAAUUCUGCUGAGCUCAGUCAUCCCAUUCUGAUCUCUAAGAGCCAGCUUGAAGCAGCAGAGGAACACCUACCCUCGACCAGUGAGAGCGAUUCUGAUGGAGACGAGUUCUGUGACUCUGUGGAUGAACCUCUCAUCAGUAGAAUAAGCGUAGCUCACAUAUCCAAGACGGAUUCGCUCCCAUCUGUUAUGGAGGAGGAAGAGGACCAGAGGAAGCACCUCACAUCAACUCCAUUCAGUGGAGACCAUGCCGUAGUCACCAGGGCAGAAGUCCAUAAUGAUGUUGAUGCUGUCAUCUUGCCUCAGUACACUUCAAGCUCCAGUUCAGCACCCACCAUUUCGACACCUUCCAUGCGAGGUGGCGGAGAGGUCACUGAGGGGUCGAAAGGUCACCAAGGUCAAGACAGUGCAUUGAACCAGUCUGGUCAAGGUCAUUUAAGUGGGUACGUAUCCUCAGACAGUUUCCAGAACCUUCGAUCCUCUGGAUCACAAGACUCGUCCGAUGGGGUUGGCAGGAGGAGAGAAGGAGAGGGAGGGGGUGCUGGUAGGGGGGCACCCGGUGGUGCUGGUAGUCCCCUUAGAUCACCCUUACCGGAUGGAAUGGUAGAGCAGAUCACCAUCUCACUGGAGAGGCUUCAGAGAGACAUGAACAGUGUCCUGGUCAGACUCAACACGCUGGAGACCAUCGCUAUAUCAAGACAUCAGCUCGAGACUCAGCAAGCAUACAUGAGAGAGGGGAUUCCCCUACCCAAGGAGAGCGCCCCCAUCAGGACUCCGCCCCAACCAGCCACGCCCUCCUGGUGGCCCUUCUCUACCCUCCCUGUGAGAACCGUCUUCAUCCUCCUGGUCUGGCCCUUCAUCGUCCAGUGGAUCCUCAGGUUCCUUGCAAGGCAUCGGAGAGCACGACCACCGCCUCGAUGAGGGAUCUAUCAUCGUAUGUACUUGUAAAGAAUACAAAUUGGAGAAUCUAUUCCUGUGAUGCAACAGCUCUGAAUCGAUCAAUUAAAAAUGGCCCAGAACAUUGCAUAUCAAUAUGUCAUCUGUUCAAUCCUAACUAACAAUAAACACUAUACUGUAUUUUGAAAGCCAGAAGGGCUUUAACUCUGUCUGAAAGUAUAAGAGUUAAUGCCCUUCUAGCUCUAGAACAGACAAUAUAUGGUCAACUGUGAGUCAGAGUGGUGUUAACUCGUAUCCUUUAACACAGAGUAAUAAUGCCCUUCUGGCUCUCAACAGACAAUAUGGUGUUAUAUCAUUAGUUAGGGUUGUAAAAGGUUCUUGCAGGAAGAGGCAUACACGUGUCAAUCAUGUAUCAUUUAUGUCCUGAAAAGCUGUUCAACAAGUCCAAGGCUAUCCGGUAUCAUAGUCUUCACAUAGAAUUUGAACCAGGGAAUACGAGAUCUUCUUGUUUAAUAGGACAAUAACAAUUUAGAAGUUAAAAGACUUUUGAAAAUUCAUUGAACACUAUAUCAUUAUUAUAUACCAUUAUUACUGUUAAUACUUGCCAAUACUUCUGAUAUGCAGUAUUCUCUUGUGCCCCUGCAUUCUCUAUUGCAAUGUUGUAGGACAUACAGAAAUUUGUAUCAUGAUGGGUGUGGUAUACAUUUAUCUGUAUUUGGUUCAGAGCUUUGUACAUACAUUAACUGAUAUGCGCACAUGUGUAAUAAAUGUUGAUCUCUGCAGUGGGAGCUUUUAAUCAAAUGAAAUCAAAAGAUAUUAGGAUCUUAAACCAUGUUUGUCCAAUCAUUGUUUUUAGGUGACUCUUGCAGUAACAAUACCAUUUUUUAAAGUUUGAAUAAUGCCAGGAAUUCUGAUAUUGUAAAAAAAAAUAACACUUUCCAUCAAUCGGUGUUGAUAUUAUAAUAGAUAAUGUUUGAUCAAAUGGAUAGUGCACCAAUUUUUUUUUCUUUUUCAAUCUUGAUCAGGAUCUUGCGUUCUAAUUUAUGUUAAUGUUUUUAUCUUUAUAAUCAUGUUUUGAGUUAAUAUCUUUUCUUUCAGGUAAUUACACUAGCCUGUGUAAAAAUGGUGCAAUAUAUAACAUGUCUUUAUUAGCUGCACUUGAUUUUGAUGUUUGAUAAAGUUGUUUUAUUUUGUUAGUCUUUAAUUCUGAUGCAAGUAUGAAACUGUGAAACAAGGUUAACUGUGAAAUAAAGAAAUAUCUAGUACUAAUCAAGUAAGAAAUACAGAAACAUCUACAGAUGUAAUUUUCGACCCGCAUUCAUUACAGUUAGGAAGUAGGAAGGCCAAAUCUUGGUAAAGAAAAUACAUGUGAUUGACUUAUCUAGUGUUUUAUUUCUUCAGUCAUUCGUGUAUGUAUAUUUUCAAUUUAGUUCCCUCACUCGCCCUUGUGCAUUUCUGUAAUACAAGAGCGAAUAAACAGAUUACAUUUAUCUUUCUUAACCGUAUAAAGUGAGAAGGAAGACUUCAUGAUUUAUGUGCAGACUUCUUGAUCAUUUCGAAGCGUAAUUUAUUUAGGGCUUCAAUAUAACACCAUAUCACAGGCACUGAUAACACGUAGGGCCGUGCAUCUCAGAUUUAACAUUGUUAGACGAUGCCUGUAAGUACCGACUUUGAGUGAAAUCAGUAGAGUUUUGUACAUGUGGUGUUUGACAUGUUGAGAAUCAAUUGAGGUCUGCUAUGUGUGAUUACUGUUGGUAUCGUCAAGAAUAAUUAGUUGGAUCGGAAUCUUAUGGUGUCCUCUUAAUGGCAAAUAAAGUUGAGUGGGGAACUUAUGGUUUGCUCUAAAUUUCAAAUACAAUUCUUGGUAGUUUUAAUUUAUAAAGUCUAUAUCUAUUUACACCCCCUCCCCCUAGAAUCCUGCGGAGUUUCUGCGGGUCCUGCUAGUGUUAUGUUAAUGUUAUAAAAAAUUCAUAGAAGCACAAAUGAACUUGGUUUAUCAUUCAUCAAAUUGUCUCUUAGUAAUAUUAAGGUCAAAUGAUAUGUUUGUGUCCUUGUUCUAACCAAAUUAACAUUGAACUACCAGGUAUGUAUUUUUUUGUUUGUGUAAGGAUUAAGGUCGUUUUUAAAAAGGACACCAAUUUUGAAACUAAGAAGUGUUUGACCUAAAAAACAUGUAUUUUGUCCGUUUAUAUAGCAUAAAGCCCUUGUCUCACAGGAAGUUUAAAACAAAUAUUUGAUUGGUUCCGUAUGAAUUUUGUAAAAGUGAAGAAGUCGCAAUGAUUCUACUCAUUUUCUUUUCUUCUAUGAUAUAUUCCUCUUAUAACUUUUGCCAAAUCCUAAUAUUUAUACAACUGCAUUAUUGUUAUCUGCUGAAUAUAAGAUGGAAAUCGACUCAAUUCAAUUUACCCAUACAGUAGGAUGAAUAUGUGCCAAAAAUAGAUAAGUGUUCUUGACAUGAGUUUUUACCCUCUGAAACAAUCCUGACCAUUUAAAGAAAUAAAGAGGGGGCUGCAUCAUUCCUCUAUUCUAAAUGAAUAUUAUGUCGAAAAUACUUUUCCAAUUUUUUUGUUUCCAUUUACCCUGAUGUUGUUUGCUAUUUUCCGUUUUACAGUACAUACAAGGAUUUAUGAAAAUGCAUUUGUUGCCCACUGAAUAUGAUAUGAAUAUGUCCUACCUUAUAAUGCUUCUAACUGGAAUUUAUUCUAAACUUGAACAAUUUGUUGUAUUAUGUCAAAAGAUCCAGUUGAGUUUCUAGUUCACUGAAGUCAAGUUUUUAUCUGUAAAUGCUUGCUUAGAUAUGGUGGGGUAAACCGCCACUUUUUGUAAAACUUGUAAGUGAAUGACAACUGUGCACAAAGGAUUUGCGUAUUCACUGAGCUCUGUGUUAAAGGAAUUGGGAAGGUGGAGCAUAUUACGCUUUACGUUGUAGAAAAAUUAACAGUUUUGCCACAUCAUAUCUGAACAAGCCUUAUGGAAUUGUCAAUCAAGUUCAUGAAUAUUUUGUCUGCGGCAACAACUCAAACUUUGGCUUGUCAUCUGUGUUAUUAUACUUUUUGAAUGCGUCUUCGAUAAUCACUUGCUAUAAUUGUAUAUAUGCAUAUAUGUAAAUUUUGGAAAGAAAUCAAAUUUUAUAAAUGCCUUUUGUGUAUGAGCACAAGAGUAAAUUCACUAUUAAUUGA